AUGCACAUCGCCGUCGAGACAAUCCGUGCACAUGCCAAGCUGGACGCAUACGUGGACCCGUUUCUAGACGACUUGGAGGAGCGGCCGCGAGUGACGGUGCCCAUCCUGCUAUGCAUGACCAUCAUUGGCGGCUACAUCUGUGGCGGUGCAGUGCUCUUCUCCGUGUGGGAAGAGUGGAACUACCUGGACGGCUCGUACUUCUGCUUCGUCACGCUGAGCACCAUCGGCUUCGGCGACCUGGUGCCAGGGGACACGGUCGUCUCGGACAGCGGCUCCCAAGAAAAGCUUGUCAUCUGCUCGCUGUACCUGCUCGUAGGACUGGCGCUGAUCGCCAUGUGCUUCAACCUAGUGCAGGAGGAAGUGGUGCACAAACUGCGUGCCCUGGGCCGCCGCCUGGGCGUGGUCAGCGACUCGGACGCCGAUUCAGACUCGGAAUGACGUCGGCGUGGCAGCCACCGCCGACGCCGCGGUCUCGCGGGUGUAGUGCAGUACGUCGAGGUGCCCCUGAGCACGCUCAUGAGGACGCGCGUGAGGAGGGCGCGGGCGAGGUCCCGCUGCGCUCCCCAGGUGGCCGAAGAAGAAGAACCGGAGGGCCAGCAGGCAGCGGCGGCCUCGUCGUCCGACGCAACCGGCAGGGGACACUGACGAUCAGCGAGCGGCGCACUCACCUACGGCUCUCUCGGCACUGUGCACAAAGUAGCAAGCGCCGGCGUCUUAAGGAGCACCUACUUGCACGCUUCGCUGCUCGUGUGCACUUAUCCGCUGCGUCGCGGCUUGUGGAAGGAGGCGCGCAGAACCGUUCCCGAAGUUUUGAGAGCCUCGAAGUGUGAUCGGUUUCCACGUCCGCCGAUCAUUUAUCUCGCACUGUUUGAUUUGCGCUUAAGCGUUUUCCCCGCCUCUCGGCAGGUUUAUGGGUGCGUAGACGCGUGUUGGGGCAUCGUUGAAAUGUAUUUGGGUUUACUGCUCGAGGUGUUGCUCUGGCGACAAUAGAAACUUUCUCGACAUUUGCUCCGCGUCGCGUUAGGGUGCAUAAUCCGGCAUUUGUUGACAUCGUCCGCGGCACUCAGUGAAGGACGUGGUUAAAGCGCCGCAGUGUAAACCAUUGGUGCGCACCCACGGGAGGUUUAAUGCGCAUAACAAGAAUCCAUGCUCGCCUUUUACUCCAGGAAAGACGUGAGCGCUAGUAACUUCGAACACAGUGCCGAAGAGCGUGAAUAUGAGUGCGUUGCAAAGCUGAUUUUAGGGUACUGUCACUGGCCCGCGACACUAGAAAGGUGCAAGGUGGCUGGCUCUGAGUCUAAGCGUGAUGGCGCCGGGAAGAGUGUCGGGCACGUGCACUUGCAUUGUUGCACAUGAGCCUGCCUUGCGUCGACAGCCAUUGGCGGCAAACCUCGCAAUGACUGUACAAAGCUUCGACUGCUCACACUGGCAUCGUGGACCCCACACUUGUCAGGCAUGCGACGGGACGAGUGUCUCAGCACAAGAGCAUGCUGCCUAGGUCGUAAACAUUUCACAGAAGCACAGUGUUUGGAAGUUUUGUGUUUAAACCUCGAUGUUAGCGCCAUUUAUAAUGAAUCGUUCAAAUACGCCUAUUAUCUGAAUGGACGCUUGAACUUCGUACCUUACAUGUACCAUGUCGCAGUGCUGUGUUAUAAUUACUCUUGAUCAUAGGGAGAAUUAGUUUAAACCUGAAGGCCCGUUUUUUUUUUCAUAACUAAUCGACCUUGCAUUUCCCUAAUCGCGAUGAUUCAAACUGAAGUGAGAACCGUGUUACGAGUUUUGUAGAAAAAAUAAACAUGUGUCUGCAAAGUCGCUUAGGGACGAUAACAUCAGUACACAAAUGAGUUAACUGCAAGCGCAGAUGUGGCAGGUAAGCCGGUACGUUCCGUCAAUAAGAGAUCUCCAAAACUGAGCCGACAUAAAUUUGCAACGUUUCUACUGGAACGGCUGCGGAGAUAGCUGCGGGAGCACAACGAGCCCUGCAGAAAGCUUCAGAGUACCUCACGAUAUUUUUACGACAUUGUUCUGCCUCUAGUAUUGUGCUUCACUAAAGACUGUUUCUAUCAAAGGCUAGAAACUUUUUCGUGAAGUGAAAGAAAAGACAGCAAGUUAUUGGUUAUAAAGCACAUAAAAUGUCUUUUUUCACACACUAUGUCAACUACCCCAAGUCCUUGGCGCUAUUUCCGCAGUGCUGCUUAUCAAAAUAUGGCAGUCCUGUUUCUGAAUGUUGUGAUUCACGCAAUUCCUGCUAGCACAUACAGAGAUUGGAGUCGGGAUAUGGUUUGAUCUCAGAAACAUGGUAAUUUUAUUUAGUAGAAUGAUCUUCAGCUCCCCAAUGCCAAACUGCUUUUCUUGAAAGAGAGCAUUUAUUACGGUUCAUGAGGUAUGUCACGUUAGCGUGUCGGAAAUAUCAUGCCGUCUUGUGACUUCUAUCAAACUCUUUACUGAAGGGUAGCAGUAGGCAGAGCGUAAUUAUUUUCUUUUUCACACGGGCACUAUAAUUUGUGCGGUAAUGCUAGGUUGAAGAAGCACCAGUUGCUGCGAACAAUGCCCUCGCCUGAGAAAACAGCGAAAGUUACGAUACUUUAGAAUAGGGAAGCUAAGUGAGAAAUGUCCCUCCACCUUGGCGAAUGCGCCUAGAUGUGAAUGGUGGACGUAGAUGGUGCAUGCGCAUCCUGGCACUCCAUAGCAGACAGUAGGGUUGAAUACUGGGGUAGAAACACGGAAAGUGCGCUAUUAGUUGGCAAUUACUAUCAUUUUUUUCUCAUGUGUAUCGCGGAGUCAAAGCUUAAGGAUGUCAACCGACGCAUUUGCGUUUGACGCUAUAGCUACGUUUUAUAAUAGAGUGCUUGUUUUGGGGGGAAGGGGGGUGGGGAUAGGGCUUGUAUCGUUGUCCGGGCCAGCUCAAAAGAGAAGAGACACUUUUUAUAACACGUAUACCAAGCGAAUACAUGUAGUAGUGUCCGUUUGUAAAGGUGUCCUGGAACAAACAAGUGUCUUCGUGGCACUUUACCCUGCACGUGUCUUGAUAUUAAGGCAUCAGGGGACUUGCCUAUUGAUGCAGACGAAUUUUUUUGAAUUUUUGUACCUUUUUAGUUAGUCGCCUAUGCUAUUGUACAAGAGAGAGCAGUGCUCAAAGAGAAAUUCUGUUUUGAGUGUUGGAAACUAACGACCAUGAAACAACUCUCGCAAAAUUUAACAGCUACAGUCAAUAUAUGGUGUUAACGCACAAAGGGACACUAAAGGCAAAUAUUAAGUCAAGCUGAAGUGAUAGACUAGUGCUCGAGAAUCUCUAAGGCGUCAAUAGUACCGCAAGCAGGGCCUUAGUUAUCGAGAAAUUUGGUGAAUGCAGGACAUAAUCUGAGAUCCCCGGGACAUUCAAGUACGUGUCCGAUGACGAAGGCACUCCUCAAUUAGAUUCUGUCCCUAGAACUAAAGCACUCGUUAUAAAAAUGAUUAGACGAAAGAAAAUUCUACUUGUCUAGUUCUAUUUCAUAUUUAGAAAAUAUAAGUCAUUCACGUUACCCUAGACAAUGACGCGGGCCGGUCGAAAGGUUUCGUGUUCGCUCGGCUCUGCGCCGCCCGCGCUUUCGUGUGUCAGUAGUUUCGUUAUCGCGUAGUGCUACGCUGGUUUUGCUUCCAAGCGAAACUCGCACAUACUGCAAGUAGCAGAUAAUUCCACUUCCAUGUGAUGUCGCGGAUGACCGAACGGUAGACGUCACUUAACCAAACGCAGCUGCAGCGGCGGACCCAUCGCUCUGUCUUGGCUCGGUUUCUCCAUGGCUGCGCGUUCGCGCUUUGUGCAAAAAAUCGUACCGCCGGCUGUGGCGUGCAGUUUAACUCACCGACGGCAGCAAAGGGCGGUGAUUGACGUAUGGAACGUCACCACUUUCCGGUUGGGUGGCGGGAGAUUUGAAUUGCGAUAAAUGUAUUCGGACCCUUCAGAUGCAAUUUUCUCGUAAACUAAGUCUUUUCUUGGCACGAAACAAGCGUUGCGAGGUUUCUGGAACGAUAUUUAAACAGUCCACGUCGACUUAGUAUUUGCCUUUAGUGUCCCUUUAAGAAGCUCAAACGAACGAAUAAAAAUAUGAAUCGUCAAAUAAGUCAUGUGACUUUGGCUUGUGAUUUUGUUUUGUCGGUUUGUUGAGACAAAAAAAAAACCAUUGUGUCUUCGGGUGCUAGUGCAAAGAGGACAGUAAGUACUCGUAUUUGUUAUGACAAGUGCAUGCUGUCCUUUUUCUAAAGCAGAGGCACUGUAUUUUGCCUUUCUAAUUUCGGUGACAAAAUUAGCGAUUCAAUUUUCUAUACAGCACAACAUACUUGCUCGAAUGUUUUUUUCCUUUUUUUUCACAAUCACAACUUCCUUCUCACAUACAAAAAACAGCUCAAUACCAUGUACAUCCGUGUAUUACAGGUACGGAUAUUCACUUUCCGAAUAAUAAUAAGAGCCAUUGAUACGAAACUUGUCCGCCUCCGUUUUGUCAGAAGUUAUCUUAUAAUUCAAGCGGUGGACUCCAAUUUAAGCAUUACAAUCAGACUUCACAUAUCGUCGCAUUCCUGUGCCCUUGUACAAGAGUUCAAAAACUAAAGCUCACGAAACAUCUGUGAGAUACAGUUCGAUGGUUUAGAAGACUGUGCUAGUUCAAACAUUUGAAAUGUCCACCUUGAAACUUUCCACUACUCUGCAACUGUUCGCCUUGUCAUAAGCUCAAGAAGAGGAAGCGUUGAGCGCUAAUAAAGUCUGUUUCGAAGCGUUCCA
Molecule: messenger RNA, 4759 nt
Organism: Dermacentor silvarum
Lineage: Eukaryota; Metazoa; Arthropoda; Arachnida; Ixodida; Ixodidae
Product: two pore potassium channel protein sup-9
Exons: 2
Coding region: 1-438 (145 amino acids)
Biological process (GO): stabilization of membrane potential; potassium ion transmembrane transport
Cellular component (GO): membrane
Molecular function (GO): potassium ion leak channel activity
Source: RefSeq, a predicted model, not a curated record